This is a messenger RNA of Lecanosticta acicola, 7897 nucleotides long. Lineage: Eukaryota; Fungi; Ascomycota; Dothideomycetes; Mycosphaerellales; Mycosphaerellaceae. The record is from the annotation of a GenBank genome assembly.
AUGUCACCACCUUCAGCGACUGCAACGCAUGUGCCUACCUCCAACGGAACAUCCCCAGAGAAAGGCGAGAGACACAUAAAUGGCCACGUAGAAAGCAAUGGAGCACAGCCUGUCAACGGCACUGCCAUGAACGGGGCUCAUACGAACGGAAAUGUGACGAAUGGGAGCUCAUCACCCAAUGUCGGAGCGACCAUACCCAUCGCGGUCGUCGGCAUGGCGAACCGACUGCCAGGUGGGCUCAAUACUCCGCAGCAAUUCUGGGUAAGCGUCACCCUGUCCGGCAUAUCAAAGACAAUGAUGCUAAUAUUAAGAAGGAAUUUUUGAUCUCGAAAGGAGACGCUCGCUGCCGCGUUCCAGCUAGUCGAUACAAUAUUGACGCCUACUACUCCAAGAGCGGCAAGCCUGGUACGGUCAACACACAAUAUGGAUAUUUCCUCGACGAAAGUGUGGACAUUGGCGCCUUCGAUGCCUCCCUUUUCUCAUUACGAAAGGGAGAGAUUGACCGUGCCGAUCCUCACCAGCGGCAUAUGCUGGAGGUCGUCCGUGAGGCCCUCGAAGAUGCUGGAGAAACCAAAUGGCGUGGCAGAAACAUCGGCUGCUACAUAGGAACCUUUGGCGAGGAUUGGUUUGAGAUGUUCGCAAAGGAAAGUCAGCAGUAUGGAACCUAUCGCGCCACUGGGCACGGCGACUUCAUGGUUCCUAACCGAAUCAGCCAUGAUCUGGAUAUUCAUGGUCCCAGUAUGAUCAUCAAAACAGCCUGUUCGUCCGCUCUCGUCGGUCUUCACGAAGCCUGCCAGGCCAUCGGGCGUGGAGACUGCGAGAGUGCUAUAGUCGGCGGCGCAAACUUAAUCAUGGCUCCGUACAUGACAACCACAAUGGCAGAGCAGGGCGUCUUAUCACCAGACGGAAACUGCUACACGUUCUCGGCUGAAGCCAACGGCUAUGCUCGAGGAGAAGCGAUUAACGCAGUCUAUCUAAAGCCGCUGGAUGCUGCACUUCGUGACGGCAAUCCCGUCCGGGCGGUCAUUCGUGGCACUUCGUCCAACUCGGACGGCUGCAGCCCUGGCGGUGUAUCGGCUCCUAACUCAGAAGCCCAGGCUGCUAUGAUCAGACGGGCGUACGAGGUUGCCGGAAUCAAAGAUUACUCCCACACGGCAUUCGUAGAGUGCCAUGGAACAGGCACAGCCAUCGGAGAUCCUCGCGAAACGGAUGCCGUCGCAAGCAUUUGGGGACCUGCCGGAGGUGUCCACAUCGGAUCGGUGAAGCCAAAUAUGGGUCAUUCCGAAGGUGCCUCAGGAUUAACCUCGCUGAUCAAGGCUGUCAUGGCGCUCGAAAACAAGACUUUGCCGCCAAACAUCAAGUUCAAGACGCCAAACCCAGACAUCAAGUUCGAUGUCUUGACGGUUCCAACCGAGCCCACAGCGUGGCCAGCUUCUCGAGCUGAGCGUGUCAGCGUGAACUCCUUCGGUAUUGGAGGCUCCAAUGCUCACGUCAUUCUCGACUCUGCCAGCAGCUUUGGAAUAAAGCAACGUUCCUCCACGCGGAAGGAGUCGCCUCAACUACUUUUAUUUUCCGGUGCAUCUCCAGACUCCGUCAAACAACUGGCAGCGAAUUAUAACGAGUAUCUCGAUCGCAGUCCGGAGAAGGUCGCGGACCUCGCGUACACCCUCGCCAACCACAGAGAGCACUGGAAUCAGCGAUGCUUCGCCGUGGCAAAGAAGUUCGAUGCUUUGUCGCCUGCGGCAGUCGUCAAAAGCCCGUCCGUGGUACCACAGCUUGUCAUGGUCUUCACUGGCCAAGGAGCCCAGUGGCCACUCAUGGGCCGUGAGCUGAUGCAGGACCCAGGAUACUCGGUAUUCAAGGACUCAAUAAAACUUCUGGAUAAACACCUCCAGACAACCUCGUUUAGACCAGACUGGUCGAUCGAGGAAGAGUUACUCCACCCUCCCCAGACUAGUCGACUCAACACCGCAGAGCUGUCUCAGCCACUGUGCACUGCUAUCCAGGUGGCAUUAGUCGAUCUCUUGGCUACAUUUAACAUCAAACCAGCUGCCGUGGUGGGCCACUCCAGUGGUGAGCUUGCUGCAGCAUACGCUGCCGGCGCAAUCACUGCGAGGGAAGCUAUCAUCGCGGCGUAUCACCGUGGUGCAGUGUCGAAGUUGCAAUCAAAAGCCGGAGCCAUGGCCGCAAUCGGAAUGGGCCGGGAAGAGAUCAAGAAAUAUCUCACUGUCCCUGGUGUGGUAAUUGCCUGCGAGAACUCACCCAAAAGCGUCACUAUUUCAGGUGAUGCAAGCGCAGUCAAAGAAGUUGUUGCAAACAUCAAGAAGGCCGACGAUGAUGUUCUCGCCCGGCUGUUGAAGGUUGACAAAGCGUACCACAGUCAUCACAUGGUUGAGAUUGGCGAGGCAUACUAUGGCCUUAUUGAAAAAGAAGUCCACAGCAAACAGCCUACGAUUCCCUUCUUCUCGAGUGUGACGGGCGAGCUGGUGGAUUCAGCGGAAUCUCUCGGAGCACGAUACUGGCAGAAGAACCUGGAGUCUCCAGUGCUCUUCGAGACUGCGGUUACCAAUCUUCUACAGCACGAAGCCACUGGAAAGGAUCCGAUGCUGCUUGAGGUCGGCCCUCAUGCAGCUCUGUCCGGUCCUUUGAGACAGAUCCAAACCCUGGUAUCCAAGCCAUCACCUUACACAUCGGUGCUGAUGAGGAACGAAGACUGUGUGGAAACAUUCCUCACCGCAAUCGGAAGGCUUUAUUGCUCAAAGAUUGACAUCAACUUCAAAGCGCUGAUGAGUGAAGGCACCACCCUUUCCGAUCUUCCUAGGUAUCCCUGGAACCACAGCGAGUCGUACUGGGAAGAGUCUCGACUCAGUAGGGAGUGGCGUCUUCGCCAAUUUCCCCAUCAUGACUUGCUCGGUGUUCGACUUCCAGAGAGCACUGAACUCAAUCCCACCUGGCGAAACGUCUUCCACCUUGAUCACGCCGAGUGGAUACGGGACCACAAGGUCAUGGACGAUGUUGUCUUUCCAAUGGCCGGGUACAUUGGCAUGGUCGGGGAGGCCGUUCGCCAGAUCUCUGGCUUGGACGAGUCUUACAAUCUCCGCCAUGUCACUGUAAGCACCGCACUGGUCUUGAAUGACGCCAAGCCUACUGAGAUCAUCACCUCAUUCCGGAAGCACCGUCUCACAGACAUGUUAGACAGUCAGUGGUGGGAAUUCACAAUCGCGUCACACAACGGCCAGAUGUGGAUGAAGCAUUGUGCUGGAGAAGUCAGGGCCGGCACCACGCCUGCAGAGUCGGGUGAAGCGCGAUCUCUCCCGCCUCGAAAAGUCACCCAGCAGAGAUGCUACGACACUUUCCGCAGAGCAGGCUUGAGAUUUGGGCCCGCCUUCAGAACCCUUCAAGAUGUCAGAUCGGAGACAACGACGGAGGGAGCGACAGCACGCGCCGUGAGCGACCUGCCCGAUGCCAUUAACUAUCACAUGCAUCCCACUCUUAUUGACGCUGGUCUUCAGUUGCUUGCAAUCGCGGCUAGCCGUGGAUUCUCUGGUUCUGGCAACAUCCGCAUGCUGGUGCCAACCUUGGCCGAGGAAAUCACGAUUUUCCGGACGGCUGGAAACAUCGAUGUCACAUCUUCCGCGACUUUCAAUAGCACGGGCACAUGCCGCGGCCAGAGUGUAGCCACCGCGGAUGGCAUCACCGUCAUGAAGAUCAAUGGUCUUCGCCUCACUCCUGUUGAUGAUGGAGUCGGUCAUGAAAACCGAAACUUGACAGCUCGCGUUGAGUGGGGACCUCACAUCGAUUUUCAGGAGGUAGCCUCGCUCUUCGUUCCAAACCACAAUCGACCCAACGAGGUUCCCUCGCUAGACAAGCUGUCUCGCUUGUGCAUGACCAUCUCGCUGCGCAAGAUUCAGGGGCUGGAAACCCAGCAACCGCAUAUGCAGAAGUACGUGAGCUGGAUCAAAGGCCAACUGGCAGCCAGUGACUUGGUCACUCGCGACAUCUUCAGGCCCAUCGAGAAAAAGCAAGAAGAGAUAGUCCUUUCUCGGCUCAGUGAUGACGAGAUCAUGUUCCACAUUGCGACUAUCAUGUCCGAACUGCACGAUUCUCCCGCAUUGCCUUUUGCAGAAGCAAUUAAAACUGUCUGCGAUAGCUUCGCUCCCAUCUACACAGGGGAGAAAGAGGCACUGGAAGUCUUAAUGGCCGACGAACUUUUGACGAGGGUCUAUCGAUACGUUGAUGAGGUAGAUCGAUCUGCAUUCUUCAAGCGUAUGGCCUUCACCAACCCGCACCUGCGGGUGUUGGAGAUUGGCGCUGGUACCGGUGGAACCACAUCCGCAAUCUUCGAAUAUCUGUCGGCAGCCGAUGGUCGCUACAUGUUCUCCGAGUAUUGCUACACCGAUAUAUCGGCUGGCAUGUUCGUGGAACCCAAAGAACGCUUCAAGUCGAUUCCAAAUAUCGAGUAUACGGUGCUGGAUAUCUACAAAGACAUCUCAGAGCAAGGCUUUGAAAAUCGCCAGUUCGAUCUCAUCGUUGCAAGUAACGUUCUCCAUGCCACGAGGAGUUUGCAGCGUUCUCUGCAAAAUGUUCGCAAGCUUCUCGCUCCCGAGGGAAGGUUCUUCUUGACCGAGCUUGCCGCGCAAACAAAGUCUCUGAACUACAUCUGGGGCACCCUACCAGGCUGGUGGGCCGGUGACGAAGAUGGACGUGUCGAUGAGCCGUAUGUGGAUGCAGAGAGGUGGCGCAAAGAAUUCAACGAUGCAGGAUUUGACGGACUCGAAGCAGUCGCAAUGGACGGCGAGGCACCUUACCAGCUCAAUGCCAUGAUGGUCGGAAAGCCGAAAGCGGACAGCAAGCCAUUGAAGAAGCUCACGCUUCUAUGUCAAGACGUUUCAGGACCGAAUGUGGCAUACAACGAGCUUAUCGAGGAGGGCUACAGCGUCGAUAUGAGGACGAUCUAUGACCUUCCUCUGCCUGCGAAUCAAGACGUGAUUGCGACGCUCGAUCUGCAAGAGCCUUUCUUUACCGGCCUGAAGGAAGAGCGACUUCUAGCAUUCAAGAAGUUCAUCAACAGCCUGGAAGGAGCAGGGAUAAUGUGGCUCACCAAGCAAUGUCAGAUGGGUUGCACCGAUCCGAGGUACGCCCAGUCCAUCGGUGUUGCUCGCACUAUGCGAUCUGAGGCUCUCCUUGACGUUGCGGUAUGCGAGGUGGACGACGAUGCCUCGUCAAUCCGUCGAAUUGUUGAUGUCUUCAGCAAAUUUCAAUUGCGCAAAGAGACGGAGAUCUCCAAGCCAGACAUGGAGUAUGCCAUCUCCAAGGGAAUUGUCAACGUAUCGAGGAUAUUUCCGUUCAGGCUGCAGGACGCCUUGGCGGCGGCGGAGGGCGAAGAUGACAUCUCUGUUUUCACGACGCGGAAGCCUGGCCGUCUAGAUGACCUCCGCUGGUACAAGGAGCCUCGACCAGUCCUAAAGGGAGACGCGAUAGAAGUCGUCCCACACGCCAGUGGCCUUAACUUCAAGGUAAUCCACCCAGUCCAUGUUGUCACGGUACACACUGCUAAUGCUUGAACAGGAUAUCCUCGUCGCCAUGGGCAUUGUCGAUGCUUCCAAAGAAGGCUUUGGAUUGGAAGCAGCUGGUACGGUAUCUCGCGUUGGGCCAGAUGCUAAAGACAUCAAGGCCGGAGACCGGGUCAUGUUUAUGGGCUACAGUGCGUUUGCAUCUCACAGCUACAUCCCGGAAAGUCUUUGCGCCAAGAUGCCGGACAGUCUUAGCUUCGAAGACGGUGCCACCAUGCCUUGCGUAUACAGUACCUCGAUCUGGUCGUUGUUCCAUAUUGGCGGUCUGAGGAAGGGUCAGGUGAGUUCCCAACAGGCACGAUUUCUGCAAUUGGCAAUUCUGACAGAUCAAAGACUGUUCUCAUCCACUCCGCGACCGGUGGCGUCGGGAUCUCAUCUAUUCAACUUGCCUUGAUGGUGGGUGCCGAGGUGUUCGCCACGGUCGGAAACGACGAAAAGGUGAAAUACCUGAUGGAGACCUUCGGCUUGCCUCGCAAUCGCAUCUUCCAUUCCAGAGAUACCUCCUUUGUCGAGGACGUUAUGCGCGAGACCAAGGGCGAAGGUGUUGAUCUGGCUCUGAAUUCUUUGUCUGGAGAGCUUCUCCACGCAACCUGGAAGUGCAUUGCAAAGUUCGGAAAACUUGUGGAGAUCGGCAAGAGAGAUUUGCUUGGGGCCGCGAAGCUCGAUAUGACACCGUUCCUCGACAACAGGUCAUACUGUUGUGUAGAUCUGGAUCAGCUUCUUUUCAGUAAGCCCGCGAUGGUCAAAGGGUAAGUUUGAUUGAUAACCCCAGAACGCGCGACACAACAGCUGAACAUCAGGGCUUAGACUGCUCUACGAGGCCAUCGAGUAUUAUCAAGCAGGCCACAUCAAGCCGAUCCGACCAAUCACUGUCAUGCCGGCUACCAAGCUGCUUGAUGCGUUCCGAACGAUGCAGCAAGGCCAACACAUGGGUAAGAUCGUCAUUCGCAUGCGCCAAGGGGAGUCUGGAGAACUCGAUCUGGAUUCUGAGACCAGGAUUCAGAAGCGACAAAAGUCUGCCAAGUUCGACGGCGAGGGAUAUUACUUGCUCGUCGGAGGCCUUGGUGGGCUUGGUCGCAGCAUUUCCACUUGGAUGAUCCAGAACGGCGCCCGCCACUUCAUCUACCUCUCCCGCAGUGCGGCCAACUCUGAGCACGAAGAUUUCGUGCACGAAAUCGAGAGCAUGGGCUGCGACGCGAAGAUGGUGCCCGGAAGUGUCUCGAAUGCUGCUGACGUUUCGCGAGCGGUCGAACAAGCGAAUGGACGGCUCAAAGGUGUGCUUCAAUUGUCCAUGGUCUUGCGUGAUCAAGCCUUCCAAGAGAUGACCAUUGAUGAGUGGAACGCCGCAAGUGUUCCCAAAGUCGAGGGGACAUGGAACUUGCACCAAGCCACGCUUCAGGAGAAGUUGGAUUUCUUCUUACUCUUCAGUUCGCUCACUGGACAGAUUGGGACGCCGGGCCAAGCCAGUAAGUAUUCCGAAAUUUGUUCAGAGAUCCAAAGAGGUGCUAACUCCUCGUACAGACUACGCCAGUGGUAAUACGUUCCUGGACGCAUUUGCGCAGUAUCGUAGCUAUCUCGGCUUGCCGGCCUCCGUCAUAGAUAUUGGUGCUGUCCAAGAGAUUGGAUAUCUCGCUCGGAACGAGAAAAUCUCUCAAAGACUGGAGGCCACCGGGAUGCUUGGCAAUGUGUCUCGAACUGUGUUACUGAACUGCGUAGAUGCCGCGACGACCCACUUCUCCAAUGCUUCAAACGAGCCGACCAAUGGAGGUGCCACCUUUGCCUCCAGGAGAGGCUUCACUUUGGGACUUGAGUCUGAUAUUCCUUUGAACUCGCCAGAAAACCGCAUCAUCUGGAAGAAAGACAUGCGCAUGGCAAUCUACCACAACGAGACCGGUGAUGGUGGAGAUGGCUCUGGUUCCUCAAACGAUGCCCUCAAGGCUUGGCUGGCCCAUGCGCGUCACGACGUGGAUCUCUUGAAGUCUGCUGAGACGCCUGUCUUCCUCGCCACGGAGAUUGGGAAGAAGAUUUUCAGUCUGCUUUUGAGGCCUGACGAUGAGGUGGACAUCUCGGCUUCUCUAGUGAGCCUUGGGAUGGACAGUUUGGUGGCCCUAGAGAUGCGAAGCGUAAGUUCUUCUCGUCUCGCAUCAUUCCAGAACCGGACACUGACAGCCUCGCAGUGGUGGAAGCAGGUCUUCGCAUUCGAUGUCUCGGUCCUCGAGAUGAUGAAUCUCGGAGCGCUCGAUGCUCUCGGCAAGCAUGCCGCUGAGGUCUUGAUCAAGCAGGCGGAAGGCGAUGGCGAAGAGGAGCAGAACGGCAGCCGAUGA